GGCGGCGGGCUGCAAUAGUUCUGGCUCGGCCGGCUGGAAUGAGCUCAUACCUGCGGAGGGAGUGUUCAGGGAGGAAGACUUUCGUCCUACGAUCGGCUUCCCACACGCGAGACGCGUCACGCCAACGUCGAGACCACAUAUGAAGGAAGGAACAUGAGCGCACAUUAUAACCCUUACAAGAAGUACACGCGAGUAUGGAUCCCGGACCCGGAGACCGUGUGGCGGGCAGCGGAGAUCAGCCGAGACUUCAAGCAGGGAGAGUCGGUGCUCCAUCUCUGCCUGGAGGAUGGCACGCCGCUGGAAUACCCGCUGGGCCCCGCCGGCAACCCCAUGCCGUUCCUGCGCAACCCCGACAUCCUGGUGGGCGAGAACGACCUGACGGCGCUCAGCUAUCUUCACGAGCCCGCCGUGCUGCACAACCUCCGAGUGCGAUUCCUUGAGUCCAACCACAUCUACACCUACUGCGGUAUCGUCCUGGUGGCCAUCAACCCGUACGAUGAGCUGCAGAUCUACGGCGAGGAGGUGAUCAACGCCUACAGCGGUCGCAACAUGGGCGACAUGGACCCGCACAUCUUUGCCGUGGCCGAGGAAGCCUACAAGCAGAUGGCCAGGGACGAGAGGAACCAGUCCAUCAUCGUGAGCGGCGAAUCGGGAGCCGGCAAGACCGUCUCCGCUAAGUACGCCAUGAGAUUCUUUGCCACUGUGGGAGGAUCUGCCAACGACACCAACGUGGAAGACAAAGUCCUCGCCUCCAGUCCCAUCAUGGAGGCCAUCGGCAACGCCAAGACCACCAGGAACGACAACAGCAGCCGCUUUGGCAAGUACAUCGAGAUCGGCUUCGACCGCAGCUACCACAUCAUUGGCGCCAACAUGCGGACGUACCUGCUGGAGAAGUCGCGGGUGGUCUUUCAGGCUGAAGAUGAGCGCAAUUACCACAUCUUCUACCAGCUGUGCGCCUCCGCCUCUUUGCCGGAGCUGCGAGACCUCGGCCUCGCCAGCGCCGAGGACUUUGCCUACACGUCCGCGGGCGAGAACAUCUUCAUCGAGGGCGUGAACGACGCCGACGAGCUGGACAGGACGCGGCGGGCCUUUAGACUGCUGGGUAUCAAGGACGCCAGCCAGAACGUCGUCUUCAGGGUGCUGGCGGCCAUCUUGCAUCUGGGCAACGUCCAGAUCUGCGCCCAGAGGGACGGCGAGUCCUGCCACGUGUCGGGCGACGACGAGCACCUGGCUCAUUUCUGCCGGCUCCUGGGCCUGGAGCUCCCGCAAAUGGAGCACUGGCUGUGCCACAGGAAGUUGGCCACGGCCAGCGAGACCUACGUGAAGAACAUGUCGGCCGAGCGGGCGACCAACGCCCGCGACGCCCUGGCCAAGCACAUCUACGCCCGCGUCUUCGACUGGAUCGUGGCGCACAUCAACCUGGCGCUGCGCGCGUCCUCUGAGCGACGCUCCUUCAUCGGCGUCCUCGACAUCUACGGGUUCGAAACCUUCGAGGUCAACAGCUUCGAGCAGUUCUGCAUCAACUACGCUAACGAGAAGCUGCAGCAACAGUUCAACUCGCACGUGUUCAAGUUGGAGCAGGAGGAGUACAUGAAGGAGCAGAUCCCGUGGACCCUGAUCGAUUUCCACGACAACCAGCCGUGCAUCGACCUGAUUGAGGCGCGACUGGGCGUGCUUGACCUUCUGGACGAGGAGUGCAAAGUCCCCAAAGGAACGGAUCAGAACUGGGCCCAGAAGCUGUACAAGCAGCACUCCUCCAACGCCCACUUUCAGAAGCCUCGAAUGUCCAACUCUGCUUUCGUCAUUGUCCAUUUUGCCGAUCAGGUGGCGUACGAGUGCGCCGGCUUCCUGGAGAAGAACCGCGACACCGUCUACGACGAGCAAAUCAACAUCCUCAAGGCCAGUAAGCUUCAGCUGGUGGCCGACCUGUUUGCCACCGAGGACGGCGGCCCCAAAUCGGCCAGGGUCAACGUGCGGCCCGCAAAAUCCACGCCCAGACCGCCCAACAAAGAGCACAGGAAGAGCGUGGGCCUGCAGUUCCGCAGUUCUCUGCAUCUUCUGAUGGAGACGCUCAACGCCACCACGCCUCACUACGUGCGCUGCAUCAAACCCAACGACGACAAGCAGGCCUUCUCGUUUGACUCUGGUCGAGCUGUGCAGCAGCUGCGGGCGUGCGGCGUCCUGGAGACCAUCCGCAUCAGCGCCGCUGGAUACCCGUCCAGGUGGACCUACGUCGACUUCUUCAGCAGGUACCGCGUGUUGAUGCGCAAGUCGGACGUAUCGUGCCCGGAUAAGAAGUCGGUGUGCCAGACGCUCUUGGCGACGCUCAUCAAGGAAGGCGACAUGUUCCAGUUGGGGAAGAGCAAGAUCUUCUUCAGGGCCGGUCAGGUGGCCUACUUGGAGAAGUUGCGUGCCGACAAGUUCCGCGCCGCCUGCAUGGUCAUCCAGAAGACGGUGCGCGGCUGGCUGCAGAGGCUGCGCUACCGCAAGAUCCGCAAAUCCGCCAUUUUGCUGCAGCGAUACGGGCGAGGCUACCUGGCGCGCAGGUACGCCGAAUACUUGCGGCUGACGCGUGCCGCCGUGGUGUGCCAGAAGAAUUACCGCAUGGCCAGAGAGCGCCGCGCCUUCCUGCAGCUGCGCCGGGCCACCGUCACCAUCCAGGCCUUUGCACGGGGGAUGUUCACGCGCAGGAUCUUCCAGGAGUUCAUGCUGCACCACAAGGCGCUGGUCAUCCAGAGGUGCGUCCGCGGCUGGCUGCAGAGGGUCCGCUACCGCCGCAUGCGGCGGGCCGCCGUGGUGCUGCAGUGCGCCUUCAGGCGCUCUCGAGCGCAGCGCCGCUUCCGGACGCUCAAGACGGAGGCGCCCGUGGCCCGACGCCUGACCAAGCUCAACGCCGGCAUGGAGAACAAGAUCGUGCAACUGCAGAUAAAGAUGGACGAGCAGGGUAAGGAUUACCGUGAGCAGAACGAGCAGCUCCUGCGCGCCAACACCAGCCUGGGCACGGAGCUCAGCCGGGUCCAGCAGCAGCUGCAGCACCUGCAGCAGACGCGCAGCCAGCAGGGCGGCGCCACAGCCGCCGCUCAGCUCACGACGCUGCGAGCUGAGCUGGAGGCGCUGAGCAAGGAGCUGGAGGGGGCUCGGGCCCACGAAAGCCAGACGGAGGAGCGCCACCGCACUGAGAAGCUGGAGCUGACCCGGAGAGUCGCUGAGCUGGAGGAGGAGAAUGCGCUGCUCAAGAGCCAAAAGGAAGAACUCAACCAGAAGAUCAAACAGCAGUCGAACCGCGCUCAAGAGGACGUGGGCAGCGCCUUGCUGCGCGCUGAGAUGGACGCCGAACGACGUCGCUACCAAAAUCUCCUGAAGGAAUAUUCCGCACUCGAGCAGAGAUACGACAAUCUGAAGGAGGAAGUUUCUCUGGCCAAGUUCCAGCCGGGCCACCACAGAAGCUCGUCCAAUCAGAGCAGCCUGGAGUCGGACUCCAACUACACGUCCAUCUCCACCUCGGAGGCGGGAGAUGCCGAUGAUGUCCUGCAGCUGGUGGAGGUCUCGGAGACUUGCGAGGUGGGCGCGGACAAGGCGGCCAUGGACAUCGGCAUCUUCGUCAAGCUGCAGAAGCGUGUGCGAGACUUGGAACAGGAGCGGAAGCGGCUGCAAGCCAGCCUGGACAAAAUGGACGAGGUGGCCAGAAACAAGGACAGCGUAGACGCGGCGGCGGUGGCAGCGGCGAGUCUCACGGAGGAGGCGGCUGCUGACUUGGCCUACAAUAACCUGAAGCGUGAGGAGCUGGAGCUGGAGAACAGGCAGCUGAAGGAGCACCUGGAGGAGCUGCGUCGCAGCGUGGGCCAAGAGGCGCCCCGUGACGGCUACCACGUCCUGAUGAGUCAGCUGAAGGCGGCCAACGAGGAGCUGGACGCGCGCAAGGAAGAAGUGGUCAUGCUUAAGACGCAGCUUGUCAGCGCUGCCCCGCCCACGCACCAGCAGGUGCUGGAGACGGAAAGCGGCGAGAGGGUCGACGCGGUGGCGACGCUGCCGUCAGACAGGGACCAGGCUCUGACGCUCUACCGGCAGGUGUGCCAGUCCAACAAGCUCAUGGAGCAUGAGCUUCAGUCUCAAGCGCACCAGCACGGCCAGGAAGUGGAGGCGCUGCGGGCUGAGAUGGAGACGCUGAAGGGUGACGUGGGGAGGAAGCAGGAGGCGCUCAACUAUGCCACAUCCCUGUCGCCCCAGGCCCUGCUGGAGUACAGCGUGCAGCUGGAGAUCACAAGGCUCACUGACGACAACCUGGACCUGAAGGAACUAGUGGAGAAACUAGAGAAGAAUGAGCGCAAGCUGAAGAAACAGCUGAGGAUCUACAUGAAGAAAGUCCAGGAGCUGCAAGCGAGUCGCGGCGGCAGCGGCGGUCGCGCCAAGUCCGACUUGGGUCGUCACGUGACGCUUCAACGCAAGGAGAAAGACUUUGAGGGCAUGCUGGAGUACGACCGGGAAGACGAACCUCUGCUCAUCCAGAUGCUCGUCACAGGUCAGAGCUCACUUCCUCCCCACGCAUCUUGCCUUCCAAGAGCAUGCGGCGAGGAGGAGAGGAGAGCCCGAGUCGUACAAGUCGGACUUCACCGGGUUAGAUGGCGCGCAGAAAGGAAAGGCGCUCGCUGUUGGUGUUUUGCAGACAUGCGCCCGAGUAUGUUGUCUGGGACGGUGCCGUGUCUCCCGGCGUACAUCCUCUUCAUGUGCGUCCGCCACGCCGAUUACGUUAACGACGACGGCAAGGUGGAGUCUCUGCUCACCGCCACCAUCAACGCCGUCAAGCGCGUCCUCAAGAGGAACGAGGACUUUGAGACCACGUCCUUCUGGCUGGCCAACACCAGCCGCCUCCUGCACUGCCUCAAGCAAUACAGCGGAGACGAGGCCUUCGUGGUUCAGAACACGGCCAAGCAGAACGAGCACUGCCUGAAGAACUUUGACCUGACCGAGUACCGGCAGGUUCUCAGCGACCUGUCCAUUCAGAUCUACCAGCAGCUCGUACGCAUCGCCGAGGCCGCCAUCCAGCCUAUGAUCGUGUCGGCCAUGUUGGAGAGCGAGAGCAUCCCCAGCCUGGCCGGGGUCAAGCCCGCCGGCUAUCGGAACCGCUCGUCCAGCGUGGACCAGGACGGCGGCCAGGGCACGCCGUCUGGCGGCUACACGCUGCGGGCGCUCAUCCGCCAGCUGAGCCUCUUUGACGGCAUCAUGCGAGAGCACGGCCUGGACCCCGAGAUCGCCGGCCAGGUGGUCCGCCAGCUCUUUCACUGCGUCAACGCCGUCACGCUUAACAACAUCCUGCUGCGCAAGGACGUCUGCUCCUGGAGCACGGGCAUGCAGCUCAGGUACAACACGAGCCAGAUGGAAGAAUGGCUGCGCGCUAACAAGUUGUACCAGACUGGGGCGGCGCAGACGCUCUGUCCCAUCAUUCAAGUUGCUCAGCUGCUGCAAGUCAAGAAGAAAACCUCGGAGGACGCUGACGCCAUCUGCUCGCUCUGCACUGCUCUCAAUUCCCAGCAGAUAGUCAAGAUCCUCAACUUGUACACGCCACUCAACGAGUUUGAAGAGCGCGUCACCGUCUCCUUCAUCAGGAACAUACAGAAACAACUCCAGGAGCGCGAAGCGGGCGAGGCUCAGGAGGGGGCCGUGGCCAAGGAGGCCUCCCAGCUGCUGGUGGACACCAAGCAGACGCUGCCGCUGCUCUUCCCGUACGCGCCGUCCUCGCUGGGCCUGGAGACGCUCCAUUUUCCCGCCUCGCUGGGACUGCACUUCCUGGUCAGGGUCUGACCUCACUUCCCGCCCGCGGGAACACGAGGACCAAUUUUUACAGGGACCAACUUUGACCUUUAUCACGAAUCCACCUUUGUACUCAUUUUGUAAAAUACAUUUGGCUUCCAGCCAGGUGGUCGGUCU
Messenger RNA from Syngnathus acus (greater pipefish), 5925 nucleotides. RefSeq names its product myosin VB (gene myo5b). Gene Ontology annotation, biological process: vesicle transport along actin filament; actin filament organization. The record is from RefSeq and is a predicted model, not a curated record. Gene Ontology annotation, molecular function: actin filament binding; ATP binding; microfilament motor activity. NCBI's taxonomy places the organism in Eukaryota, Metazoa, Chordata, Actinopteri, Syngnathiformes, Syngnathidae. The transcript has 38 exons. Gene Ontology annotation, cellular component: vesicle; cytoplasm; actin cytoskeleton. Bases 154 to 5799 code for a protein of 1881 amino acids.